Fusarium redolens is the source of this 1304-nucleotide messenger RNA. Its product is annotated as aspartic peptidase domain-containing protein. Gene Ontology annotation, biological process: proteolysis. Gene Ontology annotation, molecular function: aspartic-type endopeptidase activity. The record is from RefSeq and is a predicted model, not a curated record. Lineage: Eukaryota; Fungi; Ascomycota; Sordariomycetes; Hypocreales; Nectriaceae. The coding region runs from base 209 to 1183 and encodes 324 amino acids. The transcript has 2 exons.
UAAACAUGUUGCUUCCCGUCACUCUUGCUCUUGUUGCGGCUGCUGCAGCUGUCUCAGCAUCGCCACAUAAGCCUCACGCUAAAACAGCCACUCUGCCACUGAAGCAUGUCUCACAAGUCACUUCAAUCAAGAGCAUGGUCCAACAAGGCCAAGCCCGCCUUCGCAACGUCAAUAAACCUACAGCUUCCAGCGCUUCCCCCAUGUUGACAUGAGCGAGGGCUCUAUUACGAAUCAAAACGACUGCUACGUCGCCCCUGUAACUAUCGGAGACCAAACCUGGGAUCUCAUUGUCGAUACCGGAUCCUCAAAUACUUGGUGCGGUGCUCAAGAGCCCUGCAAGCCAUCGUCAACCGGAAAUUAUACAGGUGACUCUGUUUAUGUUUCUUACGGAUCUGGCGAAUUCUAUGGCGACGAGUUCCUAGACCAGGUCAGUUUCGGCAACCUUACAGUGCCAUCGCAAUCGAUCGGUGCUGCCACCUGGUCUGACCAAUUCGACGGCGUAGAUGGCAUCAUCGGCUUCGGACCCGUUCGCCUGACUAGAGGCACCGUCUCUAAUACGAACAAAGUUCCAACCUUUAUGGACAAUCUCUACAACCAAGGCUCAAUCUCAUCCGAGGUUCUCGGUGUUUCAUUCCGUCCCGAGGUUGGCAGCGACAGUGAUGACACUAACGGAGAGUUAACCCUUGGUGGCAUCGAUAGCACCAAGUUCACCGGUCCCCUCACAUAUUUUCCGACUCUCAAAAGCGGCGCAGCGGCAGCAUACUGGGGUAUAUCAAUUGCAAGCUUCACAUACGGCUUUACAACAAUUGCCUCAUCUGGUAAAGGCAUUGUCGACACUGGCACUACGCUCAUCUAUAUUCCCACCGCUUCCUACAACAAGUUCUUGUCCGUUGCCAAAGGAAAGACGGACAGAUCUUCUGGUCUUGCUGUAUUUACCAAGAAGCCCACUUCUAAUUUCGGUAUCAAGUUUGGGUCAACGACUUACACCCUGACUCCUGCGCAGUAUCUAGUCCCUGCUGCCCAGUAUGGCAACUUUGGUCUGAGGUCCGGGAAGUAUUAUUCCUGGAUCGCUGAUGGAGGCAGCGCUGGUGUGAACACCAUUAUUGGACAGAAGUUUCUUGAGAACUACUAUUCUGUCUUUGACACUACAAACUCUCGCAUUGACUUCGCUCAAGCUGUCUAAGCUGUCAUACCUCUACAGACCAGUUCGGUACAAUCCAGCCGCUGUAAACAUCGAGACAAGAGCAGGAUUCAAGGACGACGGACGAGACUAGUUAUCUGUUUGUCACGACGUGGAUGUAGUA